AUGAUGGCCUCCACGCCACUGUCGCCCAAGGGGAAGGAGAAGAAGGAGAAGAAUGGGCUGUGGACAUUCGACGAAGAGGUGAUCAUGCUGAAUGCAUACCUUAAUGCAAUCAAGAAGUCCACGAAUAUGACCAACAUGGAGAAACGAAAGUGUUGGGACUCCGUCACACAAACGUGCCAUGAGCACGGGUGCGCUUGGGACAAGGACCAGAUUUACUUCAAGUACAGCCGCAUUCUCUACGACUUUGGUCUGUGGAACUUUGUGCGCAAGUGCCGAGGGGCCAUCGUCGACCCAGCCACGGGCUUUAUCACGUUGUCGGAGGAAGGUUGGGAAUUUGCCAUCCAGAAAAAGCCCAAGUGCGUCAAGUUUCGGACGAAAGGAUUCGUGCACCGAGAAAUCAUGGAAGCUAUCACUGGCGAAGACGGCACGCAUUUUGAACCCGAUUCCACCGAGAUGGACGCUCACAUGAAGAAAGGGGAGAAGCGCGGCCGAAAGCGACUUGAUCGGAACAGUGACGGCGGGGGUGUCAGUGGUGGGUCUUCGAAGAAGCAGGCAAGGGGAUCUCCAGAAGGCCAGUUGCACGCUGUCGCCGAAUUGUUUUCGGCCGAAACGAUGCGCAACCUCAACGAGUAUUUAAGGGCAGGAACUCGUGCGUUUGACGCACUGUCGCAGUAUCUCGAGCAAGAACGGCUCAAGAACGACUUGUCUUCCAUGAAUGUUUGA
Molecule: messenger RNA, 723 nt
Organism: Aphanomyces invadans
Lineage: Eukaryota; Oomycota; Saprolegniomycetes; Saprolegniales; Verrucalvaceae
Exons: 2
Coding region: 1-723 (240 amino acids)
Source: RefSeq, a predicted model, not a curated record